This is a messenger RNA of Cylindrotheca closterium, 1857 nucleotides long. The record is from the annotation of a GenBank genome assembly. NCBI's taxonomy places the organism in Eukaryota, Bacillariophyta, Bacillariophyceae, Bacillariales, Bacillariaceae.
AUGAUACGUCCCAAUGCAGCCCGUGGUAAUCAUGGAAUAACGAGUGUUGCUGAAUCUCGCAGUCCUUCUGCUCGCUCGAAUCUACCACGGCGAGCAGUUCGUCGUACUAAGAUGACAACAGCGAGAUUUUCUUUUUUGGCAGCAGCGCUAGUGGUUGUCAUUGUUUGCCUUGGUUUCGUGAGCAUCUACAGCAUGCUCUACGUCACUAGUGGUAUGGACAAGCCACCACCCAACCGUCACUUUGCACAGGUCCCUCCAACAAAAGCGAAAGAGUGGAUCGAGCAAGUCCGAAACCAAUUUUUGCAUCGAUACGGGCAUGACUACGCUGAGACAUUGUUACAAAAAGGCGUUCAGUCGUUCGGCUCUCUGGACGCUACUGCCGUUCGGAUGGUAGAGGCUGCACAAGAAAACCGGCCAUUUGUGAUUGCUUUUUCAGGAUACAGUAUUACUGUGGGGAGAGGAAACUUUUUCAAUCAAAGUUUUCCAUUUGUCCUUGAGCAAGUACUGGAGGAACCCAUGCGAAACAUAUUAGGCAUUCCUUUGGUCGUUCGCAAUGCUGCUAUUGGCGGUAUUCCCUCAUUCCCUUAUGGCUUUUGUUUGGAACAUUUCCUGGGUGCAGACCCCGAUGUAAUUGGGUGGGAUUAUAGCAUGAAUGAAGGACCUAGAGAUUCGUCUGUUCUAGAGGCAUUCAUUCGCCAAGCAACCCAGCAACUUCGAAAACGCCCUAUGCUUAUCAUGCUGGAUCGAAAUGUUCAGCGAACCAGCCUUUUGGAAAAAUACACAAGUAGCGGUUAUUUACAAGAUGCGAUUGCGGUCUCAAAGAAAGAAGUGAUUGAUGACAAGGUCUUUCAACAAAAUCCAAUUUCAGAAGGAUUCCAGGAUUGGGAUGAAUUCGGAGCCCCCAGGCAAUGUCCAGGGAGAGGGAGCUGGCACCCCAAGCGGCAAGAACACAAUAUGAUUGGUUGGUUGAUGGCCAUGCACUUCUUGAAGGCUCUAGAACGGGCAUACGAGCUACAACAGUCAAACAUGCAGGGCGACAGUCCUGUGCAGAGCAAAAAUUCAGAUAAUUCGGUGGCCUACGGAAAACCUCUUAGCCCCAAAGUUGCUGAAAAUGACCGUCGAGUAAUGGAAGUCCUUUACGGCCACAAAAAAGAUAACGGGGAAUACACCGUUGGGGACCUCUCCUGUCGCACUUCGUUUUUGCCCGCUACAGACAAUAGUAAAGUGCUACCAAGCUUGACAGUUUCUGGCUUUGUUGAGGGUGAUUUAGACAUUAUGAUUGAUCGCACAGACGACCACUACAAAGAGGGAUGGGUCUUGGAUGUCAGCAAAGUAGAGAGAGAUACGAAACGAAAAGUCGAACAAUGUGGUGGACUGGGGUAUAUCGAUAUGAAAAUUGCUUUGUAUGGAAUACCAGAUAGCGGAAAGCUACGUCUUUGGUUACCUUACGAAGGCAGUGCCACAUAUGACGAAAACAAUGCGAAGAAAUGGUUUGAAAACAUCAUUAUUUGCGAGGCGAAUGAAAAGCGGAGUGACAAGGCCUGUAAACUGAAUCGAGAUCUAACCGUUGCCGUUGGUGGAGAAGAAGUCAGCGAUAUCCAGCAGAUAAAGGGGGCAGCGGAAUAUCUUAAACGCCAAACUUGUGUUUCUGUGGCGAUACCUGGGAAUGCGAAGGUCACACCUUUGGGAUCGGUAAGGUCUACUGAUGGACGGCCACUAAGCCUCAGUGACAAAGAGAAAUUUGGGCGAAAUGACAACGAUAUGGGUUUGAUUGUUGACUUGACAGCUAAGUCAACGGUCACACGCCAAGAUGGGGCAUGUUGCAUCUCUCAUGUUGUAUGGGAACAGUAUUCAUGA